GUACCCUCUUGGCAGAAUUGCGAGAAUAUAACUUGGAGCAGCAGCGCCGGGCCCAAUGUGAGUCCCUUUCACCUGAUGGGCUACCUGAGGAGCAACCUCAAACCACCAAAUUGAAAGGCAAGAUGCAAAGCAGGUUUGACAUAGCUGAGAACGUAGUGAUUGUAGCCUCGCAGAAGCGCCCUCUGGGUGGCCGGGAGCUGCAGCUACCCUCAAUGUCCAUGCUGACCUCUAAGACCUCCACGCAGAAGUUUUUCUUGAGGGUGCUGCAGGUUAUCAUUCAGCUGCGGGAUGACACACGCCGUGCCAACAAAAAGGCAAAACAGACAGGCAGGCUAGGUACUUCCGGUCUGGGCUCAGUUAGCAGCAUCCAGGCCGCUGUUCGGCAGCUGGAGGCUGAGGCUGACGCCAUUAUACAAAUGGUACGUGAGGGUCAGAGGGCCCGGAGGCAGCAGCAAGCAACAACGGUUAGCAUGGUGCCUGUGGCGCUUGUAGGCCACUCAUUUUGUUUAUUUGAAUUACCCUUUUUUCAUUCUUUUACAUUUCCUUUUCCAUCUCUUCUCUUUUUAUACCUUGUCAUCAGAGCCUCUUUGUGUGGUGGUGGUGGUGGGAUGAUUUCAGCUCCUGAUUGCUUUUGGCUCUUAUUGUAUGUACUCAUGUAUAAGUGUACCUCGAACAUAUGUCGAAAGUAGGUUUGGGGUCCAGAGUUAUGGAUUUGGAUAAGUCAACAAUCACACCAUGGAGAGAGGAAAGUGCUAAAAUAAUUUCAGGAGACGAACUGCCAUGGCCGUCACCGUUUUCCUGUUCAGGCACUCAAAAAGGCCUUUUGACACUCAAGAGAAUUUUUUUUAGUAAAACUUAAAAUACAAUCUUAACUUACCAAAAAACUAACCACCCCCUUCUCUGCAUAGAGUGGCAAAAGGCAAGAGUUUAGUCUAUCCCGGGAGAACCUAAAAGAAGGAUCAACUUCUCUACUCUUGGUGCUUCUUUUGAAGGGGAAGCACCAAAAGGCUACAGCAGCCUCCAUUUUCCCAUUCAGGCAGUGUUGGUGUCUCCCCCACAGACCUCAUCCCAUACAACAGGGGUCCUCAAACUAAGGCCCAGGGGCCGGAUGCGGC
Anolis sagrei ordinatus is the source of this 1115-nucleotide messenger RNA. Lineage: Eukaryota; Metazoa; Chordata; Lepidosauria; Squamata; Anolidae. The record is from RefSeq and is a predicted model, not a curated record.